Molecule: messenger RNA, 2088 nt
Organism: Trichoderma aggressivum f. europaeum
Lineage: Eukaryota; Fungi; Ascomycota; Sordariomycetes; Hypocreales; Hypocreaceae
Exons: 6
Coding region: 1-2088 (695 amino acids)
Cellular component (GO): nucleus
Molecular function (GO): RNA binding
Source: RefSeq, a predicted model, not a curated record
AUGGCGUCUGCAGUAACAGACUUGGAAGCUGGCCUACAGGCCAUGCUCAAUUUGAAGCCACCAGGUGUAUCCGGCUCUCGUAUUACUAGCCUCACGUCUCUCUGCGUCGCCAACAUUCAGUCCGAAUCUGUCCUCCUUCAAAAAAUCUACACACACUUCAAGAAAACUCCAGGAACACACAAAUUGGGCGUCCUCUACGUCGUAGACUCUGUAACCCGCAAGUGGCUUGAACAAGCAAAGUCUCAGGGUCAGCCCAUAAACAGCUCUGCCCAGGAUGGCACGUAUGCCGCUGGAGUGCACCGAGUAACGGAACUGAUGCCUGUUUUGAUGAAUGACAUUCUUCAGUCUUGCCCAGAAGAUCAAAAGGAAAAGAUCAAAAAAUUGCUUGAUAUCUGGGAGAAGGGCCAGACCUUCCCCACAUCCAUGAUAGAAUCAUUCAAGGAGAAAGUCAACGCUCCCUCACCACCAAAAUCAACAACUCCCCCUGGUAGCCCGCCUGCUGGAUUGGCAGCUUCGCUCCAGAACCAGGCGCAGAACAAGCCUGCUGCGCCAAACGGCUCGUCCAUCUUGGAAGCCUUGGCUAAUAUUGCUCGUCAAAACACCUCGGCUGCACCAAGCAACCAGUCCCUCCCAGCUCCCGCCGCAUCAUAUAGCAUGCCUCCCGCUGCCUCCAACGCGCCCCCAGCUUCCGCCACUCCCCCGGGGCUAUCACAGGCCCUUGCUUCAUCGCUCUCACAGCCUCACCAGUCGUAUCCCCCGGCUGCGCAACCCGUAAACGUGUCGUCUCUGCCCUUCUCGUUGACUCAAAUGCUUGGUCAAAAUGCUCCUCAAGCGAUGCCAGCCAGUGCGAGUAACCCAUCCAACCCAUAUGCGGCAGGGUCUGCAGCGCCUCCCGCCGCAGGGCCCGGCGGAGCUGGUCUAGGACCGGACGUACAGCAGCAGAUUAUGCUGAUCAAGGCCCUCGCCGACCAAGGCGUUCCCUUUGAUAAGAUUCCCGCUCUCAUCCAGAGCAUGACUUCUGCCACUACCACAGGAGGGUAUCCGGCAGCGCAACCUCCCGCCCCUGUCCCCACUGCCCAAGGCACCUUUCCAACGGCUCAGCAGCCAUGGGGUGCGGCCGCUUCGGGCCCUGCGCCUGACCAGGGCUACCAGGACAACGUAAGAUCUCCUAGAUAUCGCGGCCGUUCUCGCUCUAGAUCACCUGAGCGCGGCUGGAAUGCUCGCGGUUCUCCACGUGGUGGACGUGAAUAUGGACAUAACUCACCUCCCCGAGGACGCAUGGAUGAUCGAGACCGCAAUGGCCGAGGAGGCAAUGAUUACCGCCAGCGUAGCCCUCGUGGGCGCCAUGGACGAAGCCCUUCUCCCUCCCAAGAAUUCCAGCAGGAGAAGUGGGUUGAGUUCGACCCAGCGCUUCCAUCUGGCCACAUCAAAGUUCUUAGCCGUACCCUGUUUGUAGGAGGCGUUACUUGCUCCGAGGCCGAGCUGCGUGGCAUCUUUGGCCGUUAUGGCACUGUUCAGACGUGCAUUGUGAACAAGGAUAAACGCCAUGCCUUUGUCAAGAUGUUGACACGUCAGGACGCCAUUAGGGCAAAGGAUGCCAUGGAAGAUGCCAGGGGUCUUGAGUAUCCCCUUCGUACCAGAUGGGGCGUUGGGUUCGGUCCUAGAGACUGCAGCGAUUACUCAACCGGCAUCAGUGUUAUUCCCAUCCACAAGCUCACCGACGCCGACCGAAAGUGGAUGCUCACUGCUCCGUACGGCGGAAGCGGAGGCCGGCCCAUUGAGACGGGCAUCUGUGUGGAAGAGCCCGACAUUGAAAUCGGCGCUGGCGUUUCGUCCAAGGCCAUCAGCCGCCGGAUGCAGACAGACAAGGGCGGUAGCAACGGUCCCAAGUCUACCCGCCACCGCGAGGACGACCCACGCUGGCGUCGGGGCCGAGAUGAUGGGCCUGGCCAGAUAGAUCUCGAUGGCCAACAGCAGCAAAACAACAUGGCCGGUUUCCCCUUUGGCAUCGGUACCUUGCCCAACGGCAUGCCCAACUUCCCGACGGGCUUUCGGUUCCCAGAUCCCAACACUGCUGGGAGAACCUGA